GCUGCAGCCAUUGCGCACAGCGCGGCAGACGCGCAUUCAACAGGAGGCAGCGGCGGCGUGCGGAAGGGAAGCGCCUUCGGUCCGCCUCUGCCCUGUUUCGCAGCCGCCCAGCCAGCCAGCCCGGCCGCCAGCCAUGGCCAAGGAAGGAGGCGAGCAAGCCGAGGAGACCGAGCAGAUGAUCGAGAAGGAGCCGGCCGAAGGCGGCGGCUGCAGCGGCCGAGCCCGAGCCGAGGACGCCAAGGAGAUGCGAGCCGUGGUGCUGUGCGCCUUCGGCGGGCUCAACAAGCUGCGGGUGGCCAAGAAAGCCAUGCCGGAGCCUCAGGAAGGGGAGCUCAAGAUCAGAGUCAAAGCCUGUGGCUUAAAUUUUAUUGAUCUGAUGGUUCGGCAGGGGAAUAUUGACAAUCCGCCCAAAACCCCGCUUGUACCUGGAUUUGAAUGCUCUGGAAUUGUAGAAGCUCUGGGUGAAAAUGUGAAAGGUUAUGAGAUUGGAGACAGGGUCAUGGCUUUUGUCAACUACAACGCCUGGGCAGAAGUCGUGUGCACGCCUCUCGAAUUUGUGUACAAAAUCCCGGACGAUAUGAGCUUUUCAGAAGCUGCUGCCUUUCCUAUGAACUUUGUCACUGCCUACAUGAUGCUGUUUGAAGUCGCCAACUUGAGAGAAGGCAUGUCGGUGCUGGUUCACUCUGUAGGAGGCGGGGUGGGCCAAGCUGUGGCACAGCUCUGCUCAACUGUCCCCGACGUUACCGUCUUUGGAACAGCUUCCUCCUUCAAGCAUGAGGCAAUCAAAGAUUCGGUGACUCACCUCUUUGACCGGAAUUCAGACUACGUCCAAGAAGUCAAAAAAAUCUCUGCAGAUGGUGUAGACAUUGUUCUGGAUUGCCUUUGCGGAGAAAACACAGGGAAAGGCCUUGGUCUUCUCAAACCCCUUGGGACUUAUAUUUUAUAUGGCUCAUCAAACAUGGUUACUGGGGAAACCAAAAGUUUCUUCAGCUUUGCAAAAUCAUGGUGGCAAGUGGAGAAAGUCAACCCAAUCAAGCUAUACGAAGAGAACAAAGUCAUGGCUGGAUUUUCUCUCUUAAACCUGCUUUUCAAACAGGGCCGAAGCGGCCUGAUUAACAAUGUAAUGGACAAACUCAUAACACUGUACAACGAGAAGAAGAUCAAGCCACGGGUUGAUUCAUUAUGGGCACUGGAAGAGGUGAAGGAAGCAAUGCAAAGAAUCCAUGACAGAGGCAAUAUAGGUAAAUUAAUUCUGGAUGUGGAGAAGACACCAACUCCAUUGAUGGCCAAUGACAGCACAGAGACCAGUGAAGCCGGAGAAGAAGAAGAGGACCAUGAGGGGGACAAUGAGAAUAAAGAGCGUAUACCGUUCAUCCAGCAAUAGCUGAGACGGGUGGGAAUGAAAGCCAGGAAGAAAAAAAUGGAUCGAGCAGAAGAAGGGAAGACGACUGCGAAAUCCAUUUUUGCGUACCAGUGAACAAAUGCUCUAGUACAGUGUGUGUUGUUUAUUUGUCUGCAGUCAGCUGAGCUAUAAGCUGUUGGUCAUUGAUGUUUUGAACUCAAGUGCCAUUCCCACCCAAUACGGUAUUAACAUUCCAUCCUGUGGCACCACGUCAGCCAGUCAAAAUCCUUCUCUAAAGCCUUAUAUUUGGUCAUUUCGACACCACAAGCUUGUCUCUUUGGCCUCUUCCACACCCGCAGAAUAAUGCACUAUCAGUCCACUGUCAGUGCACUUUGCAGCUGUACGGAAUAGCAAAAUCCACUUGCAGACUCUUCUAUGUGGAUUAAAAGUACACUGUACUGCAUGUGUGGAAGGGACCAUACAGCUUUGAAGACCAGUUUUCAAACUGUUUUAGCAGGGCUUUAUUUUCCCCUUUCCCAAUUGCAGCCAACUCAUUAUCUUGUAAAGCGAAAUCAUUAUAAAAGGAUGAUUUCCAGCGAAUGAGGGUCCAGGAUCCCCUUCUGUUUUAGUGGACUGGUUGGCCUGUUCCUUCAGCCAAGGGUCUUCAUUCCAUGCAAGAGGGAGCAUGCCACAGUGAGCUGGGAACUAUGGCAUCAGCCCAAGGAUGCAUUCUCCCUCAUGAAUGGGGGAACAUGUGAAAUGGGUUUCCAUGCCAAAAGGUGCAUCUGGCUCACAUAAUGCCUUGUACAGAUGAAGCUACUUUCUCCACCACAAAAAUAAUAAUCAGCCCAAGCAUCAGUGACAGUUCUGUGCAUAGAACUGGAUACAACCAACUGGGCUUGUAUGGGGGUUUUUUGCAACUCUUAUAGGUGUCAGGAAAAUAAGAAUUUUCUGCUGAGCCUCAGUGCCAGGUGUCCUAGCCAUUUCAUUUCCAAAUUAUAUUUUGUCUUCUGAAACAGAAUUCUCAAUUUCUCAAAGAUGUAGAAUACCUCAGUCAUAAAUUCAAGAUAUUAUAUUGCUUGGUGUAAAAAAGAAAGAGGCCAGAAGAGUCUGACAAACAUUACCUGGUAUAGGUGUACAUACAGUAAUCAUCAAGACCACUUGUCUAACUGAAAAUUAAUUCAUUUGUGGCGCCAACACAUAUGUUGGCCCCUCAGACUUUUAUUGCCUUACAUAGAAAAAUCCCCAGGGUAGCUCUUUCUGGUCCUAAAAGUUGUUUCUCCACAAAGAAAUACAAGAUAUCUUUUUGUUUUAAUGAAUUUAAAGCAAAAAAAAAUGCAUUCUUUAAAAAUAAGGAUACUGAUUGCUGUUCAGCACGUUGGGAGAAAUGCUGGUUUGUUGAUCUUACACCUAUGGAUCAAAAUUGUGCCAACGUACUUCAUCUAAGCCCUAAGUAAUUCUUCACUCAGCACGGAGCUCUUUGCUUCACUCAGAUUCAAUCACAGCUGUGUUGUACCCUAAGCAGAGUUAUACACUGCUAAAUCCACUGAUGUCUGUUGAAAGGGAAUAACUAUAGGCCAGCUCAUGUUGUGUUUUACACACAUUCCUACCAAAGAUUGGCAGCCAUGUUGGAGCUGUGAUUCCCCCAUUGGCUACGGAAGCAUAAUUUGUGUUGGAACUACACUAUGGGUAGAGAAGUGCCUUCUGCAUUCCCCACAUACAGUUUUCCUGAGUCCAAAACAUGGGUAGUGUUAUUUGCCCCAUGGGGGGUUGUUCAUGCACACGCAGCCAUCUCCUCACCCAGUGGAGCAAAUAACACAACCACCAUUUCAUCUCCAGGAAGCAAUGAAGGGAGGCAGGGGCCCCUUUUCCCAUGGUGCCACAGUCCAAAUCUGAAUGAGGCCCUCGUGACACUUUUACAUUGAGUUGCCACCAGGGACUUGUGCUGGCAGUAUGGUUGCAAGUCCCUGUGGCAAAUGGGUAAAACGUAACAUCUAGUUUGACCUUAGGUUUACACUGAAAGGGAAAGGUCCAUAGAUUCCAACACCCAGGCCUUUCUCUAGUUGGCACAGUGGAUUCACGCCUUCGUAAUUCUAGCAUUACACUAAAUUCUUGUGUUGCUGAAAGAAAUUACCAUGCCUAAGUGUUUUAACAAGACAUUAAUACCUAACAGCAUUUUUAAGGAAAGAAAAAGAAACAGUUACUAACAUUCUCCUGAAUUUCCCAAGAAUGGGCAAGUUUGGGUUAGUGUGGUAUGUCAUUUUUCAGUGUUUCUCUUAUUAUUUUUCUAUUUUUCCCACAUAGUAUUCAGUGUAUAAAUGUCGUCUUUUCCAUAGUUAUGAAAUUUAGGCUGUGAUGAUAAAUCACAGUUUAGCGCCCACUAGGGGUUAGUUUGAUUCUGAAUCCACAAAGCUACAGUAGUGAACCACUUAGGUUAGGGUGACAAAAAAUGCCAAAAAAAGAGAGAAAAGAAAAGCAUCUGUCGUCAAAGUGUUAGAACCAACAAUCAGAUUUGUGAGCACAACUGAGCAUAACUCCAUCCUUUUUCUUCAUCUGGCUCCUCAUGUGAGUCUCAGAGCCAUAUUAGGCCACAAUUUGCAGUCAAAACGCAUUCACUAGGAAUUGCACAGUCAUAAGGACUGCAUUUGAAGACUUUAAAAAGAAACAGCCAUUCCAUUUCGGUCAAAAAGUAAGCUAGGUUCCACAGUCUAACAUAAAGUUGAGCCCUGAGGCCUACAUAUUUUAACAUUUUUAGAUGAGAUUAACUCUGUACUAGGUUGUGGCUCAUGUGUAUGCAUUCUUUUCAUGAUAAAACCAUGGGACGGUUCACACAACUGCUUUUUUUAACGUGCCAAAAUGAAUCUUGCACAUUGAUUUCAUUUCAGAAGCCAGUCUUGUGACUAUUUUAAAAUCUCCCCAUCUUGUUGCAGUUUCUGAGGUUUCCCAAGCAGAGAAGAACUCACAAAAUGUAGGAACACUGAAGUUUCCAGAAGAGCAAUUCAGUAUGUCUAAACAAAUCAGGGUUUUUUUUAAAGGGUGUGUGGGGUUUUUUUUUAAAUCAAGAGUUGUUUUAAUCAAAAAUGGCAGACAACAGUGAAAAAUGCUCUUGUUAAAAGUAAAUUGUAAGGUAUGACAGGAGUGAAAGAUAAGUUGCAAAAAUAAUGGUUAAUUUUCCCUCAGGCAGUUCAGACUGAAAUGUGAGUUGAACAAAUAUGGAGUAAGGAACCUGAACUGUCAUAAGCAUUAGAAAUGGGUCAUCUAGUCCACCACCCUGUUUCCUGCAAUGAUUAGACAGACAUGUCAUAGAACCCCACGAACAGGGUUGUAUCUUUGGUUGGACUUAUCCUCUAGAGAUUUGUCUAGUUCCUUUUUAAAAAUAUCCAGCACUAUAUCCACACAUGGUUGGAUAUUGGACCCUCACUGAACUGUAGCAUUUGUUCACAACUACAUACGUCUACAUAAGAAAUCUCAUUGCAAUACCCAACCAUGUGUGUAUGCAGCUUACAAAAAAGAAUAUUUGUACAGUUUAUACACACAAUGCUGUCCUUUGCAGUAUUACUCUAAGCAGAGUUACGCCCUUCUAAGUCCACUGAGGGUGCAAUUUUGCAUUCGACUACACUGUUGCUGAACUGUUUCCACAAUCUGUCUUUUUUUUUUUAGCAAUGUCAACCAACAAAAUCCAGAAAGUACAUAUGGGUUUUUGGAUGGGAAGGGAAUUUCAGUGUGUUUAGUCAAUGCCCCUUCUCAAGAGAAAACAUGGAAAAUAAUGUUGGACCAAAAAAAAAAGUAUUAGCCAGGUGUUGUUUUCAAAUCAGUGCUCAGUGUUUGAACAGAAUGACAGAAGCCCUGGGAUCUAACCAGCUUUUCUGUUAGUGAGAAGGAUCUUCUGUGAACACCCCAAAAGGCUACGCUAAGAAUCAUGGAACAUGCACAGACAAAAAGGUCAUGUGGAACAGGGGGGAGGUGAAGGAGAAUUGGAUGAAAUUAAUUGAAAAAAAACUGGCAGGAUCCAGUCCCUAGAGACAUCUUUGCACAAUGGCUCUUCACAAUAUAAAUUUAUCAUUUUGCCAAGCUGCAUCUGACUUGUAGAAAGAGACAUUCAAGAUGAUGUGCAUGUCAUGUCAGCCUGCACUGAAAUUUUGGGAUAAUUGGCCCCAAAGUGAUCCAGGGAUGAUUCAGCAUUGUACACCACCUACAUUUUAACUUGCUGCUGCCUUCUCUUUGUGGAAAGAAACUAAUCCCCACUUUACCCAGUGCAAAUUUCCACUUCCUUUUGAAGAUUCUCAGGUGUUUAAAAUAAAUAAAUACCCCAAAGACCGUGGGCAUGCGCUCAUAUACAUUCAGACUGCUGGAAUAAGCAAAGUGCAAUAUUUCUCCUUGUUUUGGUGCGAUUUUUCCUCAGUGUAUUUUCAACAAUGGAGAAUGAAGGCUGAAAGGAAACACUUGCCCAGGUGUAAUUUGAAAAGAGAUGUUUUUAUUAAGCCAAUUCAGCACCUCAUCAGGAUUGUUUUUUGUUUCUACAGAUGUCUUGACAGGACGAGAAUUACAUAAGGCAACAUAUGUUAAUUGUUGUUUAUGAAUGUCUGCCAAAAGACAAGCCAUGUUCAAUUGAUCUUUUGUAAUCCUUCGGUAGCCAGUGGCAGCUUGCAUGGGAAAUCCAGUUGCAGGCAGUGUCCAGAGCAAACUGCUACAGCCAGAUACACGCAACCAUUAUGUGCACAUGAGUCGCACAGAUUGUUCAGUCUCACACUUAACUCUGGCUUCAGAAUUGCAGCAGGGAGCCCUGUUUGUGGAUAACUUGUUUCCUUGAGGAUUCAGUUACGGGAACCCUGCUGGGAGAUUUUCUAUCUUUAGAAAAUGUUACUUUGGAACUAGGAUAGAAAUGAACUUGCACUGCACGGAAAGUUAUUUCACAAUCCAAUGAAGUCAAAACUGUCCCAUGUGUUCCUGAGUGCAAAGCUGAAAUCUGUAGUCAUCAGUAUUCAUUUCAUCUGUAUUCAUCAGUACACGAAGGGUACAAUCACGUGAGGGUUUUUCCUGCAUCUAGCUUAAAAUUCCCAGGAAAACAACAGUCUUUUGCGUCAGCAUUGCACUUUGACUCUGGUGGAAAGCAAAUGCUACAUUAUAAUUCCCCUUCUGUUACAGAAACAGAUGAGCGAUCAGUCAGCACAAAUUGUGUCUUGAUUGUGUGGGUCAUUCACUUCAACCCCCUCCCUAAAUUCACUUAUACUGUUAAAUGUCUGGGAAAGCUUAUACUGUUAAAUGUCCAGGUGGUCUUCCUGAGUCUGUUCCCCUUUGGGAUACAUGUAGAGUAGUUGCGUGUUCACCCCGAGAUCAGAAAUUUCUUGCUCAUAACAAGCAGGGCCCUGUUGUAGCCUAGCUAUUUCUCCAUGUGCUAGCUUUCCAUGUGCAGGGCAUGUUCAGGAUACAGGUGAAUUCAAACAUGUGAUUCCCCACUUGCUUUUUCUGAACGUAUAGGUUGGCUCUUAAUCACACGUCUCACACAAAUGAGUAUUCCCGUGGACUUUGAUAGAACUGCUCUCUAAGACAUGCUUCUGUAUUUUACCAGUUGAAGCUAAGUUUUUGGAGCUUUGCAGAACCAAGAUUUGAGAUGAAAAAUAAAACCUAAGAUCCCCAAGGACAAAGGAUGGAAGAAUUCCUUUUCAUCAUGGUAAGAAGGGUUCCACAUAAAAUGUGUUUUCUCAGUGUUAUGAAAGGGCAGGGGGUUGAGAAACUGCCAAUGCCAUACUAUAUAGAGCUAUACCCAUCUAAAUCCAUUGAAGUCAGUGGGCUUAGAAUGACAGAACUCUGCUUAGGAUGCCACUGUGAAUUAUUCCCUGUCCACUACACUUGGACCUUUUCCCACUUAUCUAAUUAAUGGGUUAUUUUCUCCAAGCCAAAGCAAAUUGUUUCUCAAUCAGUAUCACAGAACUGAGAAGACCUCUCUUGAACAUCUACCCAAAUGAAGUGAACUGAAACACUGGUUUUAAUUGUUACUUGUUGCUUUAGAGCUUUUGUUAUUAUUGUGCCUACCAAGCAAAUGAUGUUUACAUUUAAAAAUAUAAAUAAAAUAUGAAGCAUAGCAUUAA
Molecule: messenger RNA, 7431 nt
Organism: Sphaerodactylus townsendi
Lineage: Eukaryota; Metazoa; Chordata; Lepidosauria; Squamata; Sphaerodactylidae
Gene: VAT1L
Product: vesicle amine transport 1 like
Exons: 9
Coding region: 134-1384 (416 amino acids)
Molecular function (GO): oxidoreductase activity
Source: RefSeq, a predicted model, not a curated record